Molecule: messenger RNA, 4752 nt
Organism: Ostrea edulis (European flat oyster)
Lineage: Eukaryota; Metazoa; Mollusca; Bivalvia; Ostreida; Ostreidae
Product: zinc finger protein 367-like
Exons: 5
Coding region: 150-1253 (367 amino acids)
Biological process (GO): central nervous system development; regulation of transcription by RNA polymerase II
Cellular component (GO): nucleus
Molecular function (GO): RNA polymerase II cis-regulatory region sequence-specific DNA binding; DNA-binding transcription factor activity, RNA polymerase II-specific
Source: RefSeq, a predicted model, not a curated record
AUUUCGCGAAACACUCGGAAACAUACAGGAAGGUAAUGUAAAAUCUAGAAAAUCCCGAUGGUAACAAGGUCACAGUGGAUUCGUCAACAAUCCAAAUAUAGCUUUAUUUGGCGCGAUUUCUCACUCAGGAUAGUGAAAAGCGCAGAACGAUGCCGUACAGCCCCUCACCCACAAAUUUCGGCAGGGGAUCGCCGGAGGAGGACUCAGCCGACGGGGACAGUGAAUAUGAGGACCCGAAUAUGCGGCGUGGACGACCCAGAGCGGAUAUUGUAAAUUCUUUGAUAUACAAAGGAUCAAUGUCGAACUGUAGUAUUCGUUGUGAAGUUUGCAACCGAGUGUUCCCCCGAGAGAAAUCAUUGCAGGCUCACAUGCGUACCCAUACAGGUGAGAGGCCGUACGGUUGUGACUAUCCUGGGUGUGAAAAAGCCUUUUGUCAGAGUGGUCAACUGAAGACACACCAACGUCUUCAUACUGGGGAAAAACCUUUCAUGUGUUCAGAAGCAGGUUGCACAAGCCGUUUUACACAUGCGAAUCGUCACUGCUCUGAUCACCCAUACGCUACCUUAGUCCGGGUAGGCAUUGAAGUUUCAAUCAAAGAUCUGAUCGCUCUGCGGGAACAAGAAACAAACACCGAAGUCAGAGAAUGGCUGCAGAUUCAAAUCAUGUCUCGCCAAGACCGAUCCGGGAACAGGGGUAGGAAUCGCAAACCAAUGAAAAGACUGAGUGAUGGCUCGCCUGCUGAAGAAUCUCAACCAGAACAAAAAAAAUCAGUGGACGACACCGAGCCAAAAUACACUACUCCAAUCACAAACGAAAAUAUCCAACCACUAAAUAACAACAAUAAUACCAUGUAUCAAACUCCCAUCAAAGAGGAAAUUAAGUACGAUCCAAUGUCUGUGGACCACUCGACGUAUCAUCCACCAAUUAUAGACUAUAAGAUGCCUCUGUAUUAUAAUGAAUAUGCACAAUACAACAACUAUAAUAGCAUGCAGCCCGCAAGAAACGAAUAUGAGAUGCAAUACCCAGUCCCACAUGACUAUCACAUUGAUCAUAAAGACAAUAUUCCGCAAGUGGAAUUGUACAACAAUCCCGAGCCAUACAAUCACGAGUACACCGUCACGGAACUCCAACCCGUAGCCAGCGUUAAACUGGAACCCAACAGUGAGGAGAUCGGAGAAAUGACCCUCAGCCAACAGACGGACAAGUGGAUCUCUGCCCUGGCACUUGUGGAGUUGUCACAUGCCGAUCUAUAAUUACGUCUGCUCACAAAUCCAAACAAAGUACUCAAAGACAAUUUAUAUUUUAUCUCAAGUAGAGCGAUCUUGAAAGUAAGGAUACUGAUAUUUUUCACUUUAUUUUUAUUGUUAUCAUGGCAUAUACAAAUAUUUUUAUAUUUAAUCAAUAGUCCCAUCUAACUCAUUGCGAUUUCAUUUAGAAUUAAUCCAAUUUCUAUGCAUUCCUGACUGAUCCUAUGAAUUCCAUGAUUAUUUGUUGAAUUGUUUGUUACUUAUAUCUAUGUUAGGUACUGCUUGUAGUCAGACUGAAGAGCAAGUCUCUGCCUUCCAUAAACUGAUAAAUCAAUUAGCUGGAAUGAAUAUACACUAUGCAAGACCAAUUAUGAAGAAUUCAUGUGAAGGAGAAUGUUUAAAUAGAAUUUUAUGACAAUCUCAAACUGUGAUCUUUUAAAGGUAUAGGGUCUAAGAUAUUGGUGAAAUUUUGCAUGUUCCAAAAAGGUGGCGAAAUUUAAGAUCAUAACUAGAAAAUCACACAAAGUUCUUCAGAAUGUUUACAAACACAUUGGAUAACGAUAGUAAUUACAAAAUAAUUCCCUGUUCUCAUUUGCCUAAACUGUUACCCUGUUGAUUUUGCAUCUCUUAUGUUUGUGUGUAGCCACCAAUCAGUGGGGUACAGGUUUCAUAUAUUGUCAUCCAGACAAAAAUUUUAUAUAGGGCUAAAACGUCAAAAUGACUUCAAUUUCAAAGCACUGCAGCUAUAGAUAACUCAUAAUUAAUACUACAAAUUUGUUUUUUGGAGUUCUUGCAAAAUUUUGUGAUGUCAUUUUUGAGAUAAAAGAUAGACCCUAUGCCUUUAAGGGGAAAUUGUAAAUGAAUGUAAAAUGUGGAAUUAAUGCAUUUUAUUUCAAUCUUUUGUUCUUGUAAACAAAAUAAGUUUAUCAGAAUUUUUCUGUACGAAAUUUUUUUUUGGGGGGGGGGGGUUGCAAUUUUUAGAUUUGUUAUACAAUUCUUUAAACAAACUUUGAUGAAGAUAUUCAUAUUAUUAAUUUUAUUUCACUGCAGAGAGAAUUAAGCAAUGUUUUUGGGGUGGGGGGUGGGGUGGGGUUUAAUUAAGCAAUGUUGACUGAUAAUAAAAACUUUGCUGGCUUUGACAUAAAUGUAGAUGUUUCAACACUAACAUAUAGCAAAUAAAAUUAGUAUUGUCAGCUAUUCUAUGCAAUUAGCUGUGUGCCUUCAGUGUAGUAUUGUAUAAUCUGCAUGGUAAAUACGUAUAUGCAUACAAUCAAAUGUAUAACCAAUGCGGGCAAUUUUUGUCCAAACAGUAUAUACCAGAAAUCCGAACCAUUCUUUUGCAUUUAUUAUACUUUUAAUAUUAGAGUUUUGUUAUAUGUGUGCGAUUGUUAUAUUCAUCUGUCAUUAUGCUAAGAGAACAAAGAAUUUUAACUGCCGUCCAAUUUCAUCAUUCAGUCAUCUUGUCAUAUGCCAUGGGAACAAAUGAGCGUUGAUUCAAGUGAACUUUAUAUAUGUGACAUAUUUGCCAUCAGAAUUACAAAAACAGCUGAGAAUUUGUUUGCAAGAUAUAAUUAUGAUGAAAUGUACAAGCGCUAUUUGACAGUGACAGCUGUUACAAUACACCCCCCCUUUUUUUGAGCUACAGUAGUAGUGUCAGUUACUGGUGAUAAUUAGUGACUACUUAACGACACGUGUAACAAAGACAGGUACCAAAAUAUUUUUCCGAUCAUUGUAUAGUGUAUUGCUGAUAAAUGUAAAUAAUAUAUUACUGCUUCACUAACCAAUGAUUAAAAGUGUGAGUGUGUGCAAUUUCUUUAAUAUUUGUUUUAUAUUUUCGUAGUUUUCUUGAAAGCUUCAGAUUUUUAAGGGGUCUGUAUGAUAAAUGUCUACUAUCAACAACAGAAUUCAAUCCAAAUGCAUUUUUAUAUUUCUACUUUUGAAAGCAGAACUUCGAUACUUGGAUAUGAAAAUUUAUUAUUAACUUUUAAGAAUUUUCCUUGUUGAUUUUUUGAAAGAGUUUAUAUUUUCAGCAAAAGGAUCAAACUGUAUGUGUGUUCCCACUAAUUAUGUUUAAAGAGUUUAUGAAAAACAUGUAUAGAUGUUAAAUGGCCAAUUGUAUAUUUGAUUUUUGUUUGUCAUUAAACAUAUCUAGAGGUGAUGCGAUAAUUUUACUCGCUGUUACAGUUUUUCUGUUUCCAUACCCGUUUCUUAACAAUUAUUUGGUAGCUCCCAGGAUUGUUAACAUUGAAAUGAAAUCCUUUGAAGUCUCCUCUACAUAUACAUGCAUUUGUCAUCUUAUUUCACUUUGUUAAAAACAGGGUUUUACUGAAGAAGUUGAGAUUUUUUGAAAGUUUGUUUUGUGUGAUGGUAGUUGUUGAAGUCUGUGAUAAAUAAAUUUAAUGGAAUAUUGUUAUAUUUGAGAAUGCAUUUUAAAAGUGGUUGUGUUCAAGAUUCUUCCCUCCAGAAUACCUGUACAUUCCAAAGAUUAAAGAAUUUUUUAAGUUACUUGGUAAUUUAAGUCAGAAUUUAGCCUGAACUUUUCAAUAAAAAUGUUUUCAUUUUCAAAAGGUCUGAAUCAGUGAUACUUUCAAUAACAUUUGAUUUGCACCCAGUAGAUUUGUAAAAUAAGUGUUUAUCAUGAUUUGAGGUUCACAAAAAGUUGAAGCUAAAUUCAUGAAAGCAAUUGCAAUGCUGCUGUACUUUUCCAAAAAAAAGGGGGGAAACAUUUUUGUAAAAAUUAUCAGGCAAUUUGUUAUGGGACCCAUUAUGAUGUGUAUUUCAUAUUGCAACACUUGUCUUAGUUAUAAACCUUAUGAUAUUUUGAACUGUUUCUAUUGAUCUGAAUUUUUCUUUUUGCCCUCAUUCUGAAAUUCGUUCAUUUUAUAAAUCUUGCAAUAUUUCAUUCCGACCAUAUAAUUGUGUAUUGUGUACAUACAUACAUACAAUGUAUGCAUCAUUAAGCAAAGCAAUACACUGUAAUUUUCCUUAGUUCUUGUGUUCAAUGCAAUGGUUUAAUACAAUUCUCACACAAAUGGAUAAUUACUUAUGUUUCCAUACCAAAUUUAUGCAAAACAUUUUCACAACUUGGUAUGUACAUUUUUGAAUUUUUGGUGGUGUGGUUUAUUUACCAUAACAGAUAGAUAUAGACUUGACAAAUUGUCUCGAUAUCACAUUGUUUGAAACAACAAUACUUUUGGAAUUUUCCCCCAAAUUUUAUGACGAGACCUUUGUUUUAUGCAUCAAUAUUAAACCAAAUGCAGAGCACAAAUCCCUCUUCUAUAUUUGUGUGUUAUUAUAUCACCUUGUAGUUUGUUACUGACAUAGAUAAGGUUUGCAGGUUUUCUGUCCUUUUUUUUUGUGGUGUUGAUUAUUAAUUAAUCAUAGUGCUGUUUAUUCCACAAAUUUCCUUUUCAAUUCAUAAUCCAUAACAACAAUCCUGACUUUUGAUAACUUUUUAUUUCAUGAAUUUUAUACAGACUUUAAAAAAUAAAUUAUUUAAACCUGA